Messenger RNA from Laccaria bicolor S238N-H82, 2706 nucleotides. RefSeq lists its product as uncharacterized. Gene Ontology annotation, molecular function: nucleic acid binding. The record is from RefSeq and is a predicted model, not a curated record. Lineage: Eukaryota; Fungi; Basidiomycota; Agaricomycetes; Agaricales; Hydnangiaceae. The coding region runs from base 1 to 2706 and encodes 901 amino acids. The transcript has 5 exons.
AUGGACACAGCCCACAUGUCUAUCCAGCUUUACCCCACAGAGCAACCUCUUGCCCGCCCAAACUCUCAUUCGCCAUCUUCAAUCAUCUCUAAUCCCUCCCGUAAUCCAACCCCAUCAUCAAACAUCACAAGUCCAAUCCCCUCAGCAACCUCUUCCAUCGAUUUCCCCUCCUCUAUCUCUCCUUACUCAACCUCGCCCUUUGCUAUCGAUGCCAACGGCAUGAAUCCUGUCGAACCAGACACACCCUCGGACCUAGACAGCCCCUCGGCUCAGGCCACGAACCAACAACCAUCAGAUGUCGACCCUCAGAUUCUAGAGGCGCUUAGAAGCAAAGAUAGGAUUUAUGUAUUGAAGCUAGGAGAGCUUAUGGAGGGUCUUAUCAAAGAACGCAGGCCAAGGGUCGACUUGACGCCCGCGACUUCUUAUCAGCGGUUGCUUGUCCACCGUUGUUCAGCCUACUACAAACUCGCCCCCGAAACAGAUCCUACCACCAAAGGUAUCUCUGUAUUGCCAACUAUAGAAAGCAGGAUUCCCUCUCGCCGAAUUUGUGAACUUGUUCCAGCAGAGGCAACAGCCCAACCGGCGUUUAAGAUUAUGCGACGAUCACCCCCAGACCGUCGGCCGAAACUACCACGAUCACAGACUGGCUCGGUUGCCGGCGAGGAUGCGGACCUGUCUGACGUUGAGCCUUCCGAGUCGGGAAGUUUGGGCGGGCGGAGUAAUGCUACUGGUGGUAGCAACAAAAAGCGAAUGACUAUAGAAGAACGCGCGGCGGCUUAUAACGAAGCCCGAUCCCGUAUAUUUAUGGGCUUUGAAGAAAAGGAAAAGGCGAAAGACAAAGACAUGAGCUCCAGCUCAUCAUCUCUCAGUCUCGUUUCUGGUUCUGCGUCUAUUGGAGGAGACGGCAGCAGUGUAGGCGAUUUAGAUGACUCUGCAAGCUCUCCAGCGACAGAGAGUGAGUGGUCGGGUCCUUCGGGUCCACCUCUCACACGAGACAAAAGGGAAGGCAGGCGUGGUGGAUCUGGCAACGCGUCUGCUUCAUCCUCCACGCGAUCUCUACGGUCGAAUGCGCCAUCCUUCAACGCCAAUGGCACUGGUAGUUCACGAAAUUCGCGAGCGCCCUCGCCGUCGUCCUUCACCUACCCCUCUCUUUACGAGCCACCGUCCUCAGGACAAAUGUACGAUCCAUCACAGCUCCCUGGCCCUCACAAUUCUGGAUAUCAUGCGGCGCAAUACAUUUAUCCGUACCCUGCACCAAAUCAACCUUUGAAUCAACCGUACCACUACCCAUAUUACGCACCUCAGUACAAUGCCUAUCAACAUCCACCGCAUCACCCCUCACGCGACGCGUCAGACUCUUCAAUAUCAGAGAACUAUCCACCUCUGCAGACUAUGAACUAUGGCAACCCCUACAUUUGGGCACCUCCAAACCAACCCCCAUUGCAAUCUCCUCCUCACAUGCAACAGCAUCCUCCACCGCCACCCCACCAAUCCCAGGCUCCUCAACACUCCAUGACAUCUCAUCCGCCCCAUUUCCAACCCUACAUGACACCAUCCCACCCUUAUCCCUAUCCAAUACCGGGAUACUAUCCCCCGCCUCCAGGGCAACAUAUGCCCCCUCCUCCUCCCCCUCAUAUGGGGAUGCAACAAUCCAUGUAUGAAAUACCAAGGGCCAUGAUUGGAAACAUGGUGGGAAACGACCCUAACCACGGAAAUUUAGGUAGUGGCGGUGGAAGACCAAACCUAGACAACGGUGUCAGCUCUAAUAGCAAUGGACGUUCGACAACGAGAAAUAACGGCGUUGUGCAUGGGGGAAAUGGAAAUGGCAAGCAGCGAAAUGGCCCUCCGAUGCCUCCAUCUACCCGUUCUUCCUGGAGCUACGGCCCAGGCAUCGGGAUAGGUGGCCACGUUUCCCAAUCGGGUAUAAAUGGAGGCGAAGCCGUUGGCCCAAGAUUUAAUAACACGCGGAGACAGUCUGGAAACAGCAGUUCCAGCAAUAGUCGGGCGUCGUCAAACUGCGAUGAUGUCUCUUCUACUGCAUCGUCAUCUACCACUUCAUCCUCAUCUCGCCGGACUUAUACUUCCACGACAUCAUCACAGCACCCUCUGCCUGCACGACCUGACUGGGCAGUAGGGAUAAAAGCGCAACCAUCCCUAGCAGUGCGCUACCACGAUCACACACUCACAAACCCACAUUCGAUGUCUCCCAUAUCUCCAUCACGCCCCCUCAACGGAAACAUGAACAAGGUAUCUCCACGUCAACCUUUAAACCAGGAGCAAAUGCCUAUUGUCUCACUUCAAUCCACCGAUUUUCCACCACUUACACCUGCAGCCGAAAAACGGAACCCAGUGGUAAACGGUGCUUGGGGAAACUCGUCGUCGACUCGUUCGAUUCUUUCACCCAACACAGGACACCAACCGGUGUUUGGGAACGCUUUGGUCAAUCAUAGUCCAAAUUCAAGGCUCGAGGAGCCUGCGCGCGGGCUUGAACGCCCUACUCCCAAGUCUUCAGAGUUGUUUAACCCCAAGAUUGUCAGGCGCACUGCUACGGGGUCAACAAACACAAACGGGAAGACGCAAGGCGAUAGAGAAAGAGAGACAGCGAGAGGAGAUGCGGUCGCCAACGCGAUUCUCGUUGCACAGAUUGAAAAGAUCUCAUUAGAGGAGAAGGGCUCCGAACACUCGCUGGUUGUAUCUGCAUCGUAG